Trypanosoma cruzi is the source of this 1110-nucleotide messenger RNA. RefSeq lists its product as uncharacterized. NCBI's taxonomy places the organism in Eukaryota, Euglenozoa, Kinetoplastea, Trypanosomatida, Trypanosomatidae. The record is from RefSeq and is a predicted model, not a curated record. The coding region runs from base 1 to 1110 and encodes 369 amino acids. The transcript has a single exon.
AUGGAGAGUGUAGACACACGGCGUUAUCAAUCCUUUCAGCUUCUUGAACUUUUUAUUGAUCUCAUUCACGGCGAUCUCAUUCGCGGUGACGUCGCCUGCCGCCGCGUAGCGGAUGCUUUCGUCUCGGCGUAUGAAGAUGCCAUCCGCUGGCUUGUCACGGAGGAGAACACAUUUACCCCCGCACUUAAGGGUGCCAUCAACACGUAUUGUGCAAGGCACGUUAUUCGUACAGCACCGGAGCUUCUCAUCGUCUCAGAAAAGGCGGUGGGGGCGUAUAAACAGAUUGCUGACGUGUUAUGUGAGACGGAGGAACUGUCACAUAUGGGCAAGGCGAUGGCAUAUGAGUUGUCGCAUUUGAAACGUCGCCUUGAAACAAAACGUUUUUCCAGGUUAGUUGACCUUAUGGCUGACGUUGUCGUUGCGUACAUGCAAAAGGCAUUCCAGCAGCACGAGGAAGCAAAGGCGUCGUGUAUGCAUUUACAAAAGGACCCGGCAUUCUGGGUGUCUGUAGAGAAGUUUUGUACGUCUCCAACACGUAUAGAGAAUGAAUAUAUCACUAUGGAUAAAAAGCGUCAGCGAGAGGAGAAGAAGGAGGAGGUACUGCAGGUGGAUAAAAACAGACUCUCAAAGGAGGCACCAGUGCGUGGCUUCUCAGAGGAACUCCGUCUUGCCAUAUCUUCCCCCAUAAAGAGUCACACCACACAAGCUAUCAGUACUCGCUUUAUCGCAUGUGCCCAACCGUCGCCAUCUCCUCCGAGCAUCGCGGAAACAGAAGAAGAAGAAGAAGCAACGCGAAGCAAAGAGCCUGUAAAAUGCACUGGGCGUGCUUUACUCCAGGCGAAUGAUUCGGUGUUGGCAGCCGUGGAAGGCAUGGGAAAGAGAGAUUUUCAAACGGCGCAGGAUGUCAGCAGUGGCUUUAUUGUGGCGGAUGACUCGGGAGUAUCUCUCAUGCCCGCCCCAUCGACCAUGCGGAAGGGUGUCAUGGUCGCAGGGGGUCUAAACGAAGCUGACGCAUCGCUCCUUUCUGAUGAUGUUCACGUGAGGAGCUAUUUUCUCUGCGCAAAAACGAAUCGCUACGAGCCUCAGGCUUCUUGGGGAUCUCUUCCAUAA